AUGGCGACAGUAAAAACAGAUGUCACAGGUAAAGACACGUCCAGGUUUAAAACUCUCUUCAACAUGGGGAUCUCUCCAACAGGGUGCAUCACUGGCAUGGCUGGGAGCCUCAUCCUGGCCAUACAUGGGGCCAGGUGGGCCAGGAGCAAAAGACUCCCUGUUAGUGACUGCAUUUGGGUCAUGUUGAGCUUUUUCAGGAUCUUGUUAAAGGAAUGGAUAAUGCUGGAGAAUACUUACAGCCUACUUUUCUGGAUCACUUAUAACCAAAACACAGUGUAUAUACUUUUCCAAGUCAUCGUCAUUUCUCUCAGCUAUUCCAAACUCCGGCUUGCUGCCUGGCUCAGUUUUUUGCCUUUGAAUUACAAACUUCAUUCACCUUUGUUCUCCAUGAUGAAGAGGAAAAUCAUGGUGCUGAUGGCUUGUCUUCUGAGGAUAUCCCCAUUCAUCUCCUUAUGCUUCAGCUUCCCCUUCUCGACAGAUACCCUCAAUGCGUAUGGAAACAGUUCCACUCCUAUCCCCUCCUCCAACACCACUGAGGAGUACUUUCCUGAGACCAGUGUGGUCAACCUGGUUCUUCUCUAUGACCUGAGGAUUUUCAUUCCUCUGAUCAUGUUAUCCAUGCUGUCACCCUGCUGAUCAUCUCUCUCAGGAGACAGACACACUCUACACAUGGAAAGCAAUGGCACAAGCUUCAGGGCCCACAGCAUGGAGGCUCAUGGAGCCCUCAAAGCUAUCAGCUACUCCUGUAAUUUAAAUAUCAGAAUGUUUGAUGUUGUCCCAGGGGGCCUUUAA
Messenger RNA from Manis javanica (Malayan pangolin), 792 nucleotides. The record is from RefSeq and is a predicted model, not a curated record. Lineage: Eukaryota; Metazoa; Chordata; Mammalia; Pholidota; Manidae.